AUGGCAAGUGAGAGCAUUAUAGACGGCGAAAGCUGCAGCGAGAAACAUUUCUUCAAGGAACGUCAGUUGGUGUGCGAUCUUCUACAAACGCUGAUACACACGCGGCUACCGACAUCUCAAAGCGAUGUAGACGAUGACUUUAUAGCUGCUCACUCUGCAAUCACUCAAAUUUUAAAUAGGUACCUCGAACAGUCCCAUUUACUAGACCCUUAUCUACAGGACAUACUGGACCCCAUUAUGAAGGAGAUUAAACGUAUCAUGGCUGAAAGAAGCGACACAAUUGAUGACGCAAUGAACUGUCAAGUGUAUCGCAAUCCAAAGCUGCACAAAUUGUUUCAAAUUGUGUAUCAUUUGUGCAAAGUACGAGGUUACAAGACAGUCGUGAAGCUAUUGCCACAUGAAGUGAGUGAUUUUGAGCCAACGUUGCAAUUGUUACAGUCUCAAGACCGUGCGGACUAUUCAAUGUGGGAAACACGAUACGUGUUAUUGCUGUGGUUGUCGAUGCUUUGUCUCGUACCUUUUGACCUCAAUACCAUUGAUUCAUCGACUUCCAACGACUCGACUGAAACAAUCGUGUCCAAUAUUGUGACACUUUGUAAAGAUUAUCUCAGUGAUCCAGGAGCUACUCAGAUUGCAGCAGCAGGUUGUCUAUCACGACUGCUUAGCAGACCAGAUAUGGAACAACAAUAUCUAAUGCAAUUCCUUCACUGGUCAAAUCAGGAGCUCAUUAUGGCGUCUAAUGACAUCGAUAUGCCGGUCUUGCAAUUUAAAGUGACUGGAAUUAUGCUCUGCCUUGCUCAUAUUGCAACCAACUCACCCCGGGAGCAGCAUAUUGCGGCCAGUCGUAUCUAUUUUGCCUCCAUUAUGCGGCUAGUGGCUCAUCUCACAGAGAAUAACGCACGAUCGGACCAUUCAAGUAGCAGCACUUUGCAUCGCAAACUGAGCGUCAAGAUCGUACAACGCCUAGGGCUACUUCAUUUGCCACCAAAGAUCCGUUCAUGGCGCUACAGCCGUGGCCUACGAUCAUUGGAGCUUAAUGUGAAGUCGUUGGGUCUAGCUGAGAGCAACACAGUCAUUUCCACCGCGCAAAAUAGUCAGGGAGAUGGUGCUGACAACGAUGACGACGAUGAUGCUUUCGAAGUAGUGGAGGAGAUGGAGCAGAUAGUUGAGGUGCUUCUGUGCGGAUUGCGCGACAAGGAUACAGUGGUGCGCUGGUCGGCAGCUAAGGGUAUUGGGCGAAUCACUGGUCGAUUACCGCACGAGUUCGCCGACGAUAUUGUGCAGUCUGUGCUCGAACUCUUUGUGGCUACGGAGGAUGAUGGGGCGUGGCAUGGUGCGAGUCUGGCACUGGCAGAGCUUGCUCGUCGUGGUGUCUUGCUACCUCAGCGCUUACCGGAUGCGGUGGAAUGUGUGGCGAAUGCAUUGAAGUACGAUAUUCGAAAGGGUACAUACAGUAUUGGCUCUCAUGUCCGUGAUGCUGCUUGCUACGCGUGCUGGUCAUUUGCACGCGCGUACGAGCCCUCACUGCUACUGCCUUGGCUGAGACAAGUCCUCGCACCAGCAAUGCUGGUAAACUGCGUAUUCGAUCGCGAGUUAAACUGCCGUCGCGCUGCAUCUGCAGCUUUUCAAGAAAAUGUUGGCCGGCAGGGUCGUACCAACUUUCCAAGUGGUAUUGAUUUGCUUACCAAAGCAGACUAUUCUUCAGUGGCGAAUUUACGUCACGCGUACCUGGACGUAAGUGUCUUCGUCGCGAAAUAUCCGGAAUAUCGAUACCCGUUACUGGAACAUCUCAUCAGUUCUAAGAUAGUUCACUGGGACGUCCAGAUCCGUGGUCUUGCUGCUGCUGCGCUAGGUAAGAUCGGUGCAUUGGAUCCACCACAUGCGAUGACCCGCUUGUUUCCGCGACUGCUUGAAUUUGCCCUCUCUCCAGAUGUCGAAGUAAUCGUGCGACAUGGUGCUGUUAUCAGUAUUGCGGAUUUACUCAUGUGUCUGGCUCAGGUCCCUGUGUUUAUUGACGGGGAGCUGCAAAAGAAGGUCAAGAUGCUGCCAAUUGAGAUUGAUAGGCGGCGUCUGUUCCGUGGACGUGGUGGUGAGGUCAUUCGAGCUGCUAUUUGCAAUGUGAUUGAAGCGAUAUCAAAUUCUCGAUUGAGUCUUGGUUUUGCUCAUGUGAAGAAAUAUUUGUCGAUGCUUGAAGAAUGCUUUGUGCACCCUAAUGAAAGCGUUCGUGAAGCUGCUAUUGAAGCUUUCGGUGCUAUUACUGCACAAUACUGCCCCAAGAUAUUUGAAAAAGGCAGCCCCCCACACGUAAAAUACAUGCAAGAACUGAUGCCACGAUUCGUCAACUCAGGGAUCAUGGUGACAUCUAAAGAGAACGGUGUGUCCGUCAAGGUGUUGAAUCCGAAUGUUGCUGCACGGCAAGGUUUUCUGCGUGCUGUAGGUGUCGCUGCUAAGGAACUAGUCCAGCCUUGCCUGAAAGAAGUAUUUGCUGCAAUUUUUCGAUCGAUUACACUUCCGGAAUGUCCAACAGAAGAUGAGGAUCCUGGAAGUCGAGUGGCUGCAGUUCUAGCUUUGGUUGAUUUGUGUUCUCGGCCUCAAGGUGAGCUUGAGUUAAACGGCAUGGAAGACGAUGUUGUCCGGACAUUCGUCCGAUGUAUCCAUACCGAUUAUCGGGUGGACGAGCGUGGGGAUGUGGGCUCCUGGGUCCGCAAAGAAGCCAUGAUUGGUAUCGAGAAACUACUUCUUGGCGAAACCACACUCGCGCAAAAGCAUAAUUGUUGGCUUGUGGGCACGGCUGUGCAAACAAAGUAUGGCCGGGGAGUAAUAAUUGAUAGCUUAUCAGAUCGUAAACGCAAGAGAGAGAGAGCUGGCGAGGCCAGCGGUGCUUCUGAGCUCGGUCCGGUAUGCUAUAUCAAAUUUGAGAAGCCAGCUCUGGGCUAUUACUACUUCGGUCCCACCGGAGUAGGCCUCCUUCGCGUGGAAAGUCUGCUACGAGAGGAAGCGGUCCAGUGUUUUGUACAAAGAGCUUCUUGCAUCCCAGAUUUAGCGCACUGCACGAAGAUUGCAGAGCAUACGAGACUGGGUCAAGCAUCUUCGACGCCAUUUGCUCGACGUUUAUCUCCUAAUACUGUUGGCAUGAUUUUCGGAGCUCUUGCCAAGCAAUUAGCUGAAAAGCUGGAUAGCAUGCGGAUGACAUCAGGAACCAUAUUAUUUCGAUUGCUUCAUUCAACUUCUCCUCGCGUUGACGGCAUUCCCGACCGCUUCCAGCUUGAAAAGAUUUUUUCAGCAACUUUGACGGUGAACUGGUCCAUGGCCCACGAUACUUUUCCGUUAGUAGUGAAGAUGAUGGAGAUACCAGAGUUUUUGGAGGACAUUGCCGCGGGUCUCAUCAUCAGUGUCGGUGGUUUGACUGAAAGUGUCGUUAAGGCUUCAAAGAGUGCUCUUUUUGAUUGGGUGCGCUUACGUUUGCAGUCAAAAGACUUCGGCUUGCUCAGCCGGUUCAGCUUUUUCUUAGUGACAUUGCUGACUCGCCAUCACCACGACGAUCGUGUCACCAUCUCACUUAUGAAAACGAUGGCACUGCUGCUGGAGUCCAAUCUUCUGCGCUUUCUCUUCGAAGAACGCCAAACAAAAGAUGGUAAUCCUACAACAUCAACAGACUUUGGAGGACGUCUGUAUGAUGCACUGCGUGACGAGAUUCAGAAGUGUGCCGCGGUCCCAAAACUCAGUGCUGCGAUAAAUGUGCUGAUUGGUUUACUGCCAAGUGACACCGAGACUGAAAGCAAGACCUUACGAGCUCUCAUGUUGUUUCUGGGACACAAAUUUCCAAAAGUCCGGAAGCUGACUGCCGAGAGGCUCUACACGCGAUUGCUUGUACACGACGAGAUUGUCAACGAAGAAAAGUACGACAGCGUACUCGAGAUCUUGAGUGAGACCGCAUGGGACGCUUCGAUUUCUCAAGUACGCAUCGCUCGAAAUGAGUUGGCGAAACUUUUUGGCAUCGAGCUGUGCUUGAAGGAACGAACCGCGCCCGCAGAAAAAGCGAUGUCAGAACUAGCAGCACAGGAACACCAAAGCUACAAGAACCUCAUCAAGGAGAUGGGCUAUUAG
Messenger RNA from Peronospora farinosa, 4107 nucleotides. The record is from the annotation of a GenBank genome assembly. Lineage: Eukaryota; Oomycota; Peronosporomycetes; Peronosporales; Peronosporaceae.